AUGAAAAGAUCAUUUGCUACAUCAGUAGUAGCAACCAAGAGGUUUGAUACUAUUGGUGUGAUUGGAGCUGGCCAAAUGGGAAUGGGUAUUGCACAUGUAGCUGCACAUAUUGCCAAAAAGUCAGUGAUUCUGCUCGACUCUAAUCACAAGCAGAUUGAAAAAGGAGUCAAGCUUCUUGAUGUUCUUCUUAAAAAGGAUAUUCUUAAAGGUAAGAUCACCGAGGAAGAGUGUGCUGCCACGAAAAGUCGGAUUAGCACCACAACCAACAUGAAAGACUUUGCUCAAGUUGAUUUUGUGAUCGAGGCUGUCAGUGAGAGUCCAAGUUUGAAGCGAGAGCUGUUUGUAGGAUUAGAUCAGAUCACUCCUAAGCAUGCUAUUCUGGCAUCCAACACCUCGUCCAUCUCGAUCACCAAAAUUGCUGCAUCGACCAAGCGUCCUGAACAGGUGAUUGGAAUGCAUUUUAUGAACCCUGUUCCUGUCAUGAAAUUGGUUGAGAUUAUUCCUGGUCUUGCCACCUCUCCAGAAACAUUGGCCUCGACACUUCAGUUAGCACAAUUGAUGGGGAAAACCACUACCGAGUCGGCAGAUGUUCCUGGUUUUAUUGCAAACCGUGUUUUGAUGCCCUACAUCAACGAAGCCAUUUAUGUACUUCAAGAGGGAAUUGCUACUCGGGAGCAUAUUGAUACUACCAUGAAACUCGGAACCAAUGUUCCUAUGGGACCACUGACUCUUGGUGAUUUCAUUGGGCUUGAUACUUGUCUUGCCAUCAUGCGUGUGCUGCACACUCAGCUUGGAGAUGACAAGUACCGUCCCUCUCCACUUUUAAUCAAGUAUGUGGAUGCAGGAUGGCUUGGAAAAAAGACUGGUCGCGGUUUCUACGAGUACAAGUAG
Batrachochytrium dendrobatidis JAM81 is the source of this 891-nucleotide messenger RNA. RefSeq lists its product as uncharacterized. Lineage: Eukaryota; Fungi; Chytridiomycota; Chytridiomycetes; Rhizophydiales. Gene Ontology annotation, molecular function: oxidoreductase activity, acting on the CH-OH group of donors, NAD or NADP as acceptor; NAD+ binding. Gene Ontology annotation, biological process: fatty acid metabolic process. The transcript is spliced from 5 exons. The coding region runs from base 1 to 891 and encodes 296 amino acids. The record is from RefSeq and is a predicted model, not a curated record.